UCCUUCAUGAGGUUCCAUCCUUGAUUUGUUCUUUGCUUUCUUCAAACUCCUCAUUGAAAAUCACACCUCAAUAUUCCCCAGUUUCGCGAACAAGCAAAUCAACAGACAUGCCCGCUACGGAGUUCGCUAACCUUCCGCUUAGCGGGGACUCCCUUACUAUGGAGAAACCGAUCCUUCUCCGUGCCCUCCAAACUGCGAGGGAAGUUUUGGAGAAAGCAUCCAAGCACAAAUGGAAUUCCCCCGAGGCACACUACGCGUUCUUACCUUCGGCGGAGAACCAGCAAUUGCUGAAACUCUUCAAGGAAGAUGUGUACAUUGAAGAAAAGGAAGGCAAGAAGAUCUGCAUUCGACGUCUUGUACCGAAGGAGAAGAAGGCUGGAUUCAUCGAGGAAUUCAACGAAGUCAGGGGACUGUUGGAGGAUUUUACGAAGCCGUAUGGUGUCGUGGGAGGUUGGAGGAUUGAGAAGGAAGAUGAGGAGAGAGAGGAGUGGGUGCUAUUUUCCGGUUUUGAGAGUGUGGAGAAUCAUACGGAGUUUGCAAAGACGGAGGGAAUUGUGAAGUAUAGGGAGAUUGUGGGGUUCGCAAGUGGAUUUGAGGUUAAGCAUCCGAGGGCUGCCGAGGGGUUGUAA
Molecule: messenger RNA, 629 nt
Organism: Hyaloscypha bicolor E
Lineage: Eukaryota; Fungi; Ascomycota; Leotiomycetes; Helotiales; Hyaloscyphaceae
Exons: 5
Coding region: 108-629 (173 amino acids)
Source: RefSeq, a predicted model, not a curated record